UUUGGCUACCACUUCCUUCCAGGAUCUUGUUUCCCAAGAAAACUUGGCUUUUAUAUUUCUUUUCAUUAAUUAAUUUGAUCCAAUAACACUUUAAUUAAAUUACAAAAAUCACUCACCGAAAAAAAGUAGUAAUCGGAAUAUUCUGAUCACCGUCAUCAUGAGCCGUGGCAGCGGAGGUGGAUAUGAUCGACACAUUACUAUUUUUUCCCCUGAAGGCCGUCUUUUUCAAGUUGAAUAUGCAUUUAAAGCUGUGAAAGCAGCUGGGGUGACAUCAAUUGGGGUCAGAGGAAAAGAUUCUGUCUGUGUUGUUACUCAGAAGAAAGUUCCUGACAAGCUAUUGGAUCCAACUAGCGUAACACACCUUUUUCCUGUUACCAAGUUUCUUGGAUUGUUGGCUACUGGAACUACAGCUGAUGCAAGGACCUUAGUUCAACAAGCAAGGAAUGAAGCUGCCGAGUUUCGUUUUAAAUAUGGAUAUGAGAUGCCUGUAGACGUAUUGGCUAGAUGGAUUGCAGACAAAUCCCAAGUGUAUACCCAACAUGCUUACAUGAGACCACUUGGAGUAGUGGCUAUGGUUUUGGGUAUCGAUGAUGAAAAUGGUCCCCGACUUUUCAAAUGCGACCCAGCAGGUCACUUUUUUGGUCACAAGGCAACAAGUGCAGGCUUGAAAGAGCAAGAGGCAAUCAAUUUUCUGGAGAAGAAAAUGAAAAAUGAUCCUGAAUUUUCUUAUGAUGAGACUGUACAGACUGCAAUUUCUGCUUUACAAUCUGUUCUACAAGAAGAUUUCAAGGCCAAUGAGAUUGAGGUUGGAGUGGUGCGGAAGGACAAUCCAGCCUUUCAUGUGCUCCCAACUGAGGAAAUUGAUGAGCACUUGACUGCCAUCAGCGAGCGUGAUUAGAGUUUACUUGUUUGAGGUUGCGUCUGUUAUCAUGUUAUUCGAAGAAUGUUUAGUUAAAACUCAUAACAAUGUUGUUCAUCAAUCACCUCUUGUUUUUUAAACUCAUUUGCGUUGUAGUUUAUUAUCCUUCCUAUUUGCCAAGUUUA
Erigeron canadensis is the source of this 1044-nucleotide messenger RNA. Its product is annotated as proteasome subunit alpha type-6. The record is from RefSeq and is a predicted model, not a curated record. Gene Ontology annotation, biological process: ubiquitin-dependent protein catabolic process. Gene Ontology annotation, cellular component: proteasome core complex, alpha-subunit complex; proteasome core complex; cytosol. NCBI's taxonomy places the organism in Eukaryota, Viridiplantae, Streptophyta, Magnoliopsida, Asterales, Asteraceae. Bases 158 to 898 code for a protein of 246 amino acids. The transcript has 9 exons.